Messenger RNA from Sapajus apella (tufted capuchin), 4950 nucleotides. RefSeq names its product NBR1 autophagy cargo receptor (gene NBR1). Lineage: Eukaryota; Metazoa; Chordata; Mammalia; Primates; Cebidae. The transcript has 21 exons. Gene Ontology annotation, cellular component: phagophore assembly site. The coding region runs from base 477 to 3371 and encodes 964 amino acids. Gene Ontology annotation, molecular function: ubiquitin binding; zinc ion binding. The record is from RefSeq and is a predicted model, not a curated record. Gene Ontology annotation, biological process: macroautophagy.
GAUUAUUGCGUCACAGUAUUUGCUGUACGAAGGCCAGAAUCACUACCAGAGACCUGAAUGUGAGCGCAAGAUAGUGUUCAAAGCAGUCGUAAGAGGUUCCAUUCCCCCACUCUUUCCGUUCCAAUGGAGGUCUCCUGUUUAGGUAAAUAAAAGGAUUGUGGUGGGGGGACGGUGGUGGAAGAGAAGAACUACGAUUUCCACCAUGCAUUGCGGAAUGAAAGGCCUUCGCCACAGUGUUCCUUGAAAACUGUAGUCUUAUGGAGCGGACCAUCCAAUACCGAAGCGGGCACAAUUCUCACGGAAAUCCACUGGAUAAAUUGGAGACCUCCGAGCGCUUAUACAUGUCAACAGUUAUGGAUUGGAGUGUUGUUUUUUUAUCUUGAGAGCGGAGACUAGGCCAAAAAAAGAAGAUACCUAUAACUCCUAGGAAGACUACAAUUCCCAUCCAGCCCCACGAGUCCUCCAAGGCCUACAACAUGGAACCACAAGUUACUCUAAAUGUGACUUUUAAAAAUGAAAUUCAAAGUUUUCUGGUUUCUGAUCCAGAAAAUACAACUUGGGCUGAUAUCGAAGCUAUGGUAAAAGUUUCAUUUGAUCUGAAUACUAUUCAAAUAAAAUACCUGGAUGAAGAAAAUGAAGAGGUAUCCAUCAACAGCCAAGGAGAAUAUGAAGAAGCACUUAAGAUGGCAGUUAAACAGGGAAACCAGCUGCAGAUGCAAGUCCACGAAGGGUACCAUGUCAUUGAUGAAGCCCCAACCCCAGUUGUAGGAGCAAAACGACUAGCUUCCAGGACAGGGAAGAAGCCACUUGCACAUUACUCUUCACUGGUGAGAGUCUUGGGAUCGGACAUGAAGACCCCAGAGGAGCCUGCAGUGCAGUUGUUUCCACCUGCUUCAUGUGACACAGACCAGCCUCAAGACAAGCCCCCAGACUGGUUCACAAGCUACCUGGAGACAUUCAGAGAACAAGUGGUUAAAGAAACGGUUGAGAAGCUUGAACAGAAAUUACAUGAGAAGCUUGUCCUCCAGAACCCAUCCUUGGGUUCUUGUCCUUCAGAAGUCUCAAUUCCUACUUCAGAGGAAACAUUGUUUUUACCAGAAAACCAGUUCAGCUGGCAUAUUGCUUGCAACAACUGCCAAAGAAGGAUUGUUGGCGUCCGCUACCAGUGUAGCUUAUGCCCAUCCUACAAUAUCUGUGAAGAUUGUGAAUCAGGGCCAUAUGGCCAUGACACUAACCACGUCCUGCUGAAGUUACGGAAACCUGUUGUGAGUUCCUCUGAACCAUUCUCUCACUCAAAGUACUCUACUCCUCGUCUUCCUGCUGCUCUGGAACAAGUCAGGCUCCAGAAACAGGUUGAUAAGAACUUUCUUAAAGCAGAAAAGCAAAGGUUGCGAGCUGAGAAGAAACAACGUAAAGCAGAGGUCAAAGAACUUAAAAAGCAGCUUAAGCUCCAUAGGAAAAUUCACCUAUGGAAUUCAAUCCAUGGACUCCAGAGCCCCAAGUCUCCUUUAGGCCGACCUGAAAGCUUGCUCCAGCCUAAUACCCUGAUGCUCCCUUUGCAGCCCUGUACCCCAGUUAUGCCAACGCUCAGUGCAGCAUUUGUAGAUGAGAAUUUGCCUGAUGGGACUCACCUUCAGCCAGGAACCAAGUUUAUCAAACACUGGAGGAUGAAAAAUACAGGAAAUGUAAAGUGGAGUGCAGACACAAAGCUCAAGUUCAUGUGGGGAAACCUGACUUUGGCUUCCACAGAAAAGAAGGAUGUUUUGGUUCCCUGCCUCAAGGCUGGUCAUGUGGGAGUUGUAUCUGUGGAGUUCAUUGCCCCAGCCUUGGAGGGAACGUAUACUUCCCAUUGGCGUCUUUCUCACAAAGGCCAGCAAUUUGGGCCUCGGGUCUGGUGCAGUAUCAUAGUGGAUCCUUUCCCCUCCGAAGAGAGCCCUGAUAACACUGAAAAGAACAUGAUCAGCUCAAGCAAAGCUGAUGAUCUCACUUGCCAGCAAGAGGAAGCUUUUCUUCUGGCUAAAGAAGAAAUACAGCUUGGUGAAGUGACUGAGCAGACAGAAGGGACAGCAGCCUGCAUCCCACAGAAGGCAAAAAAUGUUGCCAGUGAGAGGGAGCUCUACAUCCCAUCUGUGGAUCUUCUGACUGCCCAGGACCUGCUAUCCUUUGAGCUGUUGGAUAUAAACAUUGUUCAAGAGUUGGAGAGAGUGCCCCACAACACCCCUGUGGAUAUGACUCCCUGCAUGUCUCCUCUGCCACAUGACGGUCCUUUAAUUGAGAAGCCAGGCUUGGGGCAGAUACAGGAAGAGAGUGAAGGGGCAGGAUUUAAAGCACUUCCUGAUUCUGUGGUGUCAGUAAAGAGGAAGGCUGAGAACAUUGCUUCUGUGGAGGAAGCAGAAGAAGACCUGAGUGGGACCCAGUUUGUGUGUGAGACAGUAAUCCGAUCCCUUACCUUGGAUGCUGCCCCAGAUCACAAUCCUCCUUACAGACAGAAGUCCUUGCAGAUGAAAUUUGCCUUGCCUGAAGAAGGACCCCUUGGAAAUGAGAGGGAGGAGAUUGUCCAUAUUGCUGAGGAAGAAGUCGUGGUGGAGGAGGAGGAGGAGGAAGAGGAGGAGGAUGAGCUCAAAGAUGAAGUUCAGAGUCAAUCCUCUGCUUCUUCAGAGGAUUACAUCAUCAUCCUGCCUGAGUGCUUUGAUACCAGCCGCCCCCUGGGGGAUUCCAUGUACAGCUCUGCACUCUCACAGCCAGGCCUGGAGCGAGGUGCUGAAGGCGAGCCUGGGGUUGAGGCUGGGCAGGAACCAGCUGAGGCUGGGGAGAGACUCCCUGGAGGGGAGAACCAGCCACAGGAGCACAGCAUAAAUGACAUCCUCAUGACCUCACAGACUCUGGAAACAGUGCCCCUAAUCCCAGAGGUAGUGGAGCUUCCACCACCACUGCCCAGGAGCCCUCCUUGUGUACAUCAUCAUGGUUCCCCAGGAAUGGAUUUACCAGUUAACAUACCAGAAGCUUCUUCAGUCCCUGAUCAGAUCAGAGGAGAGCCCAGAGGCUCAUCAGGACUUAUAAACAGCAGACAGAAGAGCUAUGACCACUCAAGGCAUCACCAUGGGAGCAGCAUUGCUGGAGGACUGGUGAAGGGGGCUUUGUCUGUUGCUGCCUCUGCAUACAAGGCCCUAUUUGCUGGGCCACCAGUCACUGCACAGCCAUUAGUUUCUGAAGAUCAGACAGCAGCCCUGAUGGCCCAUCUCUUUGAAAUGGGAUUCUGUGACAGGCAGCUGAACCUACGGCUGCUGAAGAAACAUAAUUAUAACAUCCUGCAGGUUGUGACAGAACUUCUUCAGAUCAACAACAAUGACUGGUACAGCCAACGUUAUUGAGGAGUGACCUUGUAUUAAAUAAUUGCCUGCUGCUCAGAGAUGAUCUUUAUUCUGUUAUUGGGGUUAAGCCCUUGCUUAUUUUUCAUCUGAUGAAUCUAUACAGAGCCCAUCAUUGAGUUACCAAGACAGUACCUGUUACAGUAUUUGGGGGAGCAAAUCAAAGACCAGAACUUAAAUUUUCACUUUAGACAUUGAAUAGAAUAGUAGGAAGACAGUUUUGAUUUGGAUAAAAUGCCUUUAUUUUAGUGCAUCGACAAGUGUAACUUCAAGUUCGUAUAGAACCAUUUUUCUUUCUGCUUUUAUUGAAGUUGGGUAUUUUUCUUUGGUUAAUGUGGAAUUUUUAUGGGAGUAUCUGUUAAUUGUCAGGUUUUGAAAGAAAUUAACCUUGAAAGUUGUUUUCAAGAAUUAUUCUCAUAAUUUCUGUAAUCCACCCCAAGCUUCAUAGUUAUUUGGCACUGAAAUAACACCCAGAGCAUGAUAGAAAUGUUGUUACUCUUCCUUUCUCAAGGAGAAAGUAAUUUUCCUGCAAGACUUAAUAAUUGGCACUAUUGCUAAAGACUCCAGGGUGCAUUCAAGAGUAUCCAACUUUCAAGGAUCUCUGCAUUUCAGUGAGAGGAGGAAGAGUGUGCUGACUAACCCACCAGCAACUAUUGAGCAAUGUCUAUUAUAGUAAUUCUGCAUACAUUUUUAUUUAAGGGAAAAAAAUUUAGGUAGUGUGAAAUAUUUUGCUAACCUUAUAGAAAAGGAAAAAAAAUCCUAUUAUUUAAAGGGAAAAUUUAACUUAACAGUUACCUUUUUUCUUAAUGUCAGGGGAGAUCUUAUUUUACAGUACAGUGGGGGAAAUAGAAAUAUGUGAAAAGCAAAAGGCAGGCUCCUAAAUUAAUGUCAGUAAAGUUCAGGGUGGGCAAAUGAGUGCGUAUGAAGGUAUAGGAAAUGCUGAUGACUUCUUUAAUGCAUGAAGUCCAUUCAGAGGUAUCUAGCCCUAGAAAGCCUAGAACAGGAAGAGGCAGCUGAUGUUCUGCAGAACUUGGACCGGGGCAAAGUUGCUGAAAAAGUUUUGGUUUAACCCCAAGAUAAGUGGGACAGAGCUUGUCCAGGGGCCCAAGUUCUCACUCUGUUUACAGAAGGGAGUUGGUGAAGGAAGAGGCAACAAAAAAUGCUAAACAUUUUAUCCGUGAAAAUGACUUCCAGAAAAGGAAGAAUCUGAACCCCAGACCGAAGGGGGGAAAGAUAAUUAAAAUAGUAUUAUCUAACUGGUUGGUAUUUGUAAUGAAUGGUGAUUUUAAUUAGUCAUUAGCCAUAAUGAUGUUUAUUUACAGUAUAACUCCUGAAUGCUACUUAAAUAAACCAGGAUUAAAACUGCAAGCCAACCAGGCCGUUCAUUAUUUAACAUGUUAAUCAGGGCUUCCGGAUUGAAGAUGGGAGCAGCUGGGUGUCUGUAAUUGGGUUGAUGGGCGGGACCUAUCUUGACCAUCGGAGUUUUAUAGUCGAGGGCCAGGAAGGCCCGGGUCGUCCGCUCCAUUGUAAUUUUACAUAACCACUUAAAGAAUGGUGAAAUAAAUGUUCUUGGAAAUUCCUA